CCAUAAGAUGCCCUCCCAUAUAACCCCCCCCAUGUAACCCCCAUCUCUGCUCUCUUGCAGAAUGCUCCAUGUGUCCUCUUUGCUGCCCGCCACGCUGCCACUGCUGCCACAAACCUGAAGGAUGUCCUGGCCUCCAUGAUCCCCAAGGAGCAGGCGAGGAUCAAAAGCUUCCGCCAGCAGCACGGCAGCACGGCCAUCGGGCAGAUCACGGUGGAUAUGGUGUACGGUGGGAUGCGGGGCAUGAAGGGGCUGAUCUACGAGACCUCGGUGCUGGACCCCGAUGAGGGGAUCCGCUUCCGUGGGUUCAGCAUCCCCGAGUGCCAGAAGCUGCUGCCCAAAGCGGCGGGGGGCGAGGAGCCACUGCCUGAGGGGCUCUUCUGGCUGCUGGUGACCGGUGAGGUGCCCACCCCAGAGCAGGUGAGCUGGGUGUCCCGUGAAUGGGCCAAACGGGCGGCGCUGCCUUCCCACGUGGUGACCAUGUUGGACAACUUCCCCACCAACCUGCACCCCAUGUCCCAGCUCAGCGCCGCCAUCACCGCCCUCAACAGCGAGAGCAAAUUCGCACGCGCUUACGCUGAGGGCAUCAACCGUGUGAAGUACUGGGAGUUUGUCUAUGAGGACGCCAUGGAUCUCAUCGCCAAACUGCCCUGCGUCGCUGCCAAAAUUUACCGCAACCUUUACCGCGAGGGCAGCAGCAUCGGCGCCAUCGACCCCAACCUGGACUGGUCCCACAACUUCACCAACAUGCUGGGUUACACCGACCCGCAGUUCAUCGAGCUGAUGCGCCUCUACCUCACCAUCCACAGUGACCACGAAGGGGGCAACGUCAGCGCCCACACCAGUCACCUGGUGGGCAGCGCGCUGUCUGACCCCUACCUCGCCUUCGCUGCUGCUAUGAACGGGCUGGCCGGGCCCCUGCACGGCCUUGCCAACCAGGAGGUGCUGCUGUGGCUCACAGACCUGCAGAAGGAGCUGGGCCAGGACGUGUCGGAUGAGAAGCUGCGGGAUUUCAUCUGGAACACGCUCAAUUCGGGCCGGGUGGUGCCGGGCUACGGACACGCCGUGCUGCGGAAGACGGACCCACGCUACACGUGCCAGAGAGAGUUUGCCCUCAAGCACCUCCCCAAGGACCCCAUGUUCAAGCUGGUGGCUCAGCUCUAUAAGAUCGUCCCCAACGUGCUGCUGGAGCAGGGCAAAGCCAAGAACCCGUGGCCCAACGUGGACGCACACAGCGGGGUGCUGCUGCAGUACUACGGCAUGAAGGAGAUGAAGUACUACACGGUGCUCUUCGGGGUGUCCCGCGCUCUGGGCGUCCUCUCGCAGCUCAUCUGGAGCCGGGCGCUGGGAUUCCCCCUGGAACGCCCCAAAUCCAUGAGCACUGCGGGGCUGAUGCAGCUCGUGGGCUACAAAUCCGGCAGGAUCCGGCCGGGCUCCCCUGCCAGCGAGCGCCAACCUUCCUCCUCUCCAGGGCAGGCAGAGCUGACCCAGGAGUUCCUCCACCGCGGGCGCAGGAGCUGGAGCCCUCUGGCCUUGCAGAGUUAAGAGGAACGAAAAGGGUUUAAAAAAAAAUAAAAA
Meleagris gallopavo (turkey) is the source of this 1575-nucleotide messenger RNA. NCBI's taxonomy places the organism in Eukaryota, Metazoa, Chordata, Aves, Galliformes, Phasianidae. The record is from RefSeq and is a predicted model, not a curated record.